UUUGUAGUGAAAAUGCCGAAAGUGGUCUCGAGGAGCAUAAUAUGUUCCGACACUAAGGAUCAAGAAGAAUACAGCGAAGAAAAGCCGCUACAUAUUUAUUAUUGUUUAUGUGGACAAAUGACGUUGAUUUUAGAUUGUGCGAUAGAAAAAUUACCUCUGAGAAAGAGAGACGGUGCACGAGUUAUUGAUGGAAGUAAACAUGCUCAUAAAAUGACCUGCGAGCAAGACGAAGUCGUGUAUUUGAAACGUUCUGAAGGCAUAGAAAAACAAUAUCGUCAAAAAUGUAAAAAGUGUGGACUUUUUCUCUAUUAUAAGCAUGAUCAAGGAACAAAUAUUGUAUUUAUUGUGAAAGGUGCUGUAAUUAAAAGUUCUGGUGAAGGUCCUAUGACAGACAUAUACAAUCAAGUAGCUAUUGAAAAACCAAAGAAAAUAAUGGUUACAAAGCAUACAAAAAAUAUGGGAAAAUUCAGUUCCGUUACUGUGUCUACCAUUGAUGAGGAAGAAGAUGAAAUUGAAGCUAGAGAAGUCGCUGAUUCAUAUGCAAAUAAUGCGCGAAUAAUAGAAAAACAAUUAGAGAGGAAAGGAAUGAACAAACGAAAGGCCAUGCCUCCUCCUGAAGCAGAUCCAAAGAGAACACGACCUCGGGGCACGCUAUUGGAUGUAUAAUAUUUAGUUGCAUAUUAUUACAUAUUUAAAAUAACUAAAAAUGUAUAUAAA
Messenger RNA from Dufourea novaeangliae, 717 nucleotides. RefSeq names its product UPF0428 protein CXorf56 homolog. The transcript is spliced from 4 exons. The record is from RefSeq and is a predicted model, not a curated record. Lineage: Eukaryota; Metazoa; Arthropoda; Insecta; Hymenoptera; Halictidae. The coding region runs from base 13 to 666 and encodes 217 amino acids.